Limulus polyphemus (Atlantic horseshoe crab) is the source of this 3702-nucleotide messenger RNA. Its product is annotated as sodium- and chloride-dependent GABA transporter 1-like. Gene Ontology annotation, biological process: sodium ion transmembrane transport. NCBI's taxonomy places the organism in Eukaryota, Metazoa, Arthropoda, Merostomata, Xiphosura, Limulidae. The record is from RefSeq and is a predicted model, not a curated record. The transcript is spliced from 14 exons. The coding region runs from base 502 to 2319 and encodes 605 amino acids. Gene Ontology annotation, cellular component: membrane.
UGCGCGGUAUGUAAUUCGUGGCCGCGCUCGAGAAGAUUACCUCGCAUGCUUUCACAACCGUGCAUCCAGUAAGGUAGAGCACUAGACGGAGAGAGCAUCUCAGAAGGAAGAGAGGAAUUAUCGAAACGUUUCUAUGUCUUAGAAAGAGGAAAUCGUUCUAAGAAACAAACGUUCCAUCUGAUCGGUCUGUUCCACAGUCUCCUUGUGAUCGUUAAAGAUUCGCCCAGCUUAUGUUGAGUGAAUUUUUGUAUAUAAAAGACUAUAAGUGAAACUGAAUACUCGCUUUACAGUUUCGAACUUCCUUCUUUUUGUAUAUUUGAAGUAUCAUAUCGAUUUUAAUAGCCAGGUGAGUAGGUUGUGCAAAAAAGGCAACUUUAAAGAACAACAACAACAAAAAAGUGACGUGAUUUAAUAGUUACUUCUGAAUAGUUUUGAAAACCUAGCGGUUAAAACAACUACGUAGUAGAAAAGUGCGCUUGGAGACGUGCCAAUUUCAAGCUUAUGAUGGCGGACGAAAACAAAGACAAGUUAAAGACAGAAACAAAGAGCUCCUCUAAUGGUCAGUCUCCUCAACAAGGAACCGGCGAAGGAUCUGACACGGGGAAUGCAGAAUCUAUCUUGAUGACCAAAGCUCCAGAGGAUGACCUUCCUGAAAGAGGAAACUGGGUUGGCAAGUUGGACUUCAUCAUGUCUUGUGUUGGUUAUGCAAUUGGGCUCGGUAACGUUUGGAGAUUUCCAUACUUAUGUUACAAAAAUGGCGGAGGUGCAUUCUUGGUGCCAUACCUACUGACCUUACUUUUUGCUGGGAUUCCUACAUUUUUCCUGGAAACUUCCCUGGGACAGUUCUUAAGUGUUGGCGGACUAGGGGUCUGGAAAAUAUGUCCUAUAUUUAAAGGUGUGGGCUAUGCUGCAGCGGUUAUGGCCUUCUGGUUAAACUGUUACUACAUUGUGGUAUUGGCAUGGGCCAUCUAUUACAUCGUGUCCUCUCUUGACAUCGACAUUCCCUGGCGGACAUGUGACAAUUGGUGGAACUCGAUUUUUUGUAGGUCUGAAUAUGAUGAAAUGGUGACUCCUAACUGCACCGGUAACAUAAGGUUAGAUCCUCCAAUCUGCGCCUUCAACUUUUCAGAUCAUACUAUUUUCAAAAGCACAGUGAAGGAAUACUGGGAGCGAAAUGUGUUACAGAUAACCAGUGGGUUAGACGAACCUGGUAAUAUUCGGUGGCAGCUGGCCAUAACGUUAGCAGUCGCUUGGGUCAUUUGUUAUUUCUGUAUCUGGAAAGGAGUGAAAUGGACUGGCAAGGUGGUUUACUUCGCAGCCUUGUUUCCAUAUUUCCUACUCUUUACUUACGAUAUUUUAUUACCUUUGUUUUUUGUAUGGAUCGACGCUGCAACCCAAAUCUUCUUUUCGUAUGGUCUUGGUCUUGGAUCCCUGAUUGCUCUUGGAAGCUACAAUAAGUACAAUAACAACGUUUACAAGGACGCCUUGAUUGUGUCUUGCAUCAACACAGGAACGUCAAUGUUUUCUGGAUUUGUGAUUUUUUCGGUUGUGGGAUUCAUGGCGCAUGAGCAGCAGAGACCAAUCGAAGAAGUUGCUGCCUCAGGUCCCGGGCUGGCUUUUCUGGCUUAUCCAUCUGCUACCAUGAAACUACCGAUAUCACCCCUCUGGGCGGUUCUCUUUUUCUUGAUGAUAAUGAUGUUAGGUUUAGAUAGUCAGUUCUGCACCAUGGAAGGGUUUAUUACAGCUGUUGUGGACGAAUGGCCGCGUUUGCUUCGCCCUCACAAGGAGAUUUUCAUCGCUGUUGUUUGCCUAAUAUCUUACAUCAUCGGACUGGGAUUUGUAUCGCAGGGAGGUAUGUAUGUUUUCCAACUCUUCGAAUACUACGCUGCAAGUGGUUAUUCUCUUCUCUUCUUGAUUUUCUUCGAAGUGGUUUCGAUCUCAUGGUCAUAUGGCGUCAACCGUUUCUUUGACAACUUGAAAGACAUGAUAGGGUAUUACCCUUGUAUAUGGUGGAAACUGUGCUGGAUGGUAUUUACUCCUCUGAUCUGUAUGGGAGUGUUCCUGUUCAGUUUAGUGCAGUAUAAGCCUUUGGAUUAUAUCGGCUACGUUUAUCCCUGGUGGGGCCAGCUUAUUGGUUGGAUGUUAGCUUUGUCUUCAAUGCUCUGUAUUCCAGGUUAUGCAAGUUUCAAGUUCAUCGUAACCCCAGGAACUUUCAAGGAACGGUGUAAGAAACUAUUCCGGCCUGACAUUGAUAUCCAGUCUGAAAUCAGAGAAAGAAAGUUACGAGAAGAGAGCAUGACUCUAACAACGGCAGUCUGAGAUGUUUUUAGAAAGAAGAAUUAAAGCCUUGGCUAAAAUAAAAAAAACACAACAUGCUCUGUAGCGUAGAGAUCAACUUUCAGACUACUGUAAUGAAAUUUAAGGUUUGGUGCCAAAAUGUUAGGAAAUUAGGCGGUGAAAGUGUUUUUGGCCAGUAGAUGGCGCUAAAGUAUUCAUAGGUAGAGGACAUAAAUGUUGUUUUUUUAUCGUCAGAAUAUUUACUUAAUCAAAUACUUUUUAGAUGGGAUAUCUUAAUAAAUUUGUACUAUUUACGUAGAAUACAUUUUGCACAUUGCUUUAUAUAUGUGUCUUAAUAUACACUUAUAAGAGAAAUAGUUAUAACUAUUAUGGUGUGAUUUCAGAGUAAUCAAAACAUGAUCCAUUCGUUAUUCAGACUUUAAUACUUGAACAGCUUUUAAUGUUUCCUCGGUAUUUUAAAACAAAAGCGUAGUAAGCAAUGGACUUCGACUAUAGCAUAUAAUCUGCAGUUCAUUUCAUCUAUUGUUCACACUUAUUGACCAAUGGAAAGUAAAAUGUUACACAAACUCUUGUUCUAUGAUCGUGUUGAAAAAAACAGUCAUUUUAUUAGAGAGUGAAAACGUGGGUUGAGCAGUCUUCCUAUAAUCUACUUAUUGUCUUACGAUUUUUAUACUUAUUGGUGUAAAAUCGGAGUGACAUGUCCAGCAAAUCGAUAUGACUUCGAAGUGUUCUUCUAGAGUAGGUCUCAUUAUCUUGAUAUUCAAAAUGUAGAUUUAUAUCUUCAGAAUAACAUAGAACUUGUGCGAUAGAGACAUAAGUGUUUUUGAUUAGAAAAAAUCGUCGUUUUCAUCGUUUAAAAAUUUAUAGAUAUGCGCUUUGAUUGUCUUUCAAUCUCAUACUUUAGAUGGAUGAAUGUUAAGCUGAAAUAUUUAAUUUAAGUCUAGUUUGAUAUAGACUAUUUUUUGGAUAUGUCAUUUUAAACGAACUGUAUUUUUCGAAAAUUCAAAUUGGACCAGAAUGAAACAGAAAGGAUAUUGAAUUUUUAGCUAAAAUAUCACUUUUUUUUAAAGGAAAUUAAGCGAAUAUUUAAACAUUUUACGAAGCAGAUAUAUCAAAAGAAGUCGGUGUUCUUAAAAUUAAUUAAGGAACUUAACGGAAAGGUAUUUACACAAAUUUUGAAACAUGAGUACGAAUUUAUUUAAUUUCUUUUCUAUACAAUCCAUACCAAAACAUGUGAAAAUAGAAUACAUAUUUAGACUUUCCUAACAAAAUAAUCAACAAACAAUAUUCAAUCACAAUAUGUUUAUAUUGCAUAUUCGACUCGAAUCAAAAUUUAAAGACAAAAGUUAUUUUCCCUCAUAAAUACAAAAUGUGUUGCCUAAAUAGCAAUGUCAAUGAAGAAGA